UCCAAGUCGACUUUGACGUUGACAGUCACGUUGAGUCGCGAAGACUCAUACUAGUACAGUUCCAAUAUAUACCCAUCAUAUCUCUCACUGCAUCCUGAGCUCAGGCAUCUAUACCACAAUCUUCAACUAUGGGAGGACAAGCAUUCAAUGCUCAAUACCCGGAGGCGAAGUUUCCUCGCAUGUCUCAUGCCAUCUACGCCGCGAUGAAGGAUCGUCUUCGUCUAAUCGUGGAGACUUUGUACGAGAAGGUCGUCGUCCCUCAUGAAGCCCCGGAAAAGGUCGAUCAUGGAGACGUCGAUUUCCUCGUUCGCGGACCACGCCCAGGUCUCACUCACGAAGACGUGAAGGAGGGCCUUGGGGCGCGAUAUAGUGUUCCUGCGCAUCCGACUAGUCAUUAUGCUGUGCCUACUGAUAUUUUUGGAGACGGACAAUCUGAAUGUUUCAUACAGGUUGAUGUACACGUUUGCAAGGACGAGGAGGAUUUGUAUAGGGUUCAUUUCUUGCAUUCGUAUGGAGAUCUCGGAAUCAUCCUGGGGCACUUGGCUGCCAGUGUGGGGUUAUCUUUUGGACAAAGUGGGCUUAAACUUGCGAACCCGGUACCUAUCAAUCCGCCGAACAUGCCUUUCUACCUAUCCUCAUCCAUUCCGCACAUCCUCGAGUUCUUUGAAAUUUCAUUGCGCAGAUGGGAGCAGGGGUUCUCAACAACGGCCGAGGCAUUCGACUGGGUGUCCAGCUCUUCCUACUUCAUUCCCACUAGACUGGCACGACCUGACGUAUUGCAAGGUUCACAGAAGCGGGCGAAAGCCUCUCGAACAAUGUUUCAAGACUUCCUGGAUUAUACUGCAACGCGUGCCUUGUCCAUGCAAAGACAGGCAAUAGAAUCCCGCGAUGUGGCGAUCGAACGUGCUCUGCGUCAUUUUGACAAAUGGGACUUGUAUCAGACAAUCCUACAUACUUGCGAAGCCAAACAAAGGAUAAAGCAGAUCUUCACAGGAAAGCUAGUGAUGGAAUGGACAGGUGUACAGGGAACGCCUGUCCGAUGGAUCAUGGAGGAAGUACAGAGGAAGCUGGAGGCGCAACCAUUACCCCUCGCGCAAGAAAUCGACGCGUCGACGCCCCUUUGCCAUUCAGUGAAGGGGUCAGAGCUUGUUGAUCCCAGCUUCCUUACGCUUGCUCCCUGGCAGAUCCUUAUGAAGGACCUGACGGUGGAACAAGUCAAAGACCUGGUGGUGGAGGUCAAGGAAGGACUGCAGCGAGACGGGAAACUCCAGUUUGAUUGGCAGGAAGCGAAGAAACGAAAGGCAGAACGGAAAGCCCUGCUGGAAUCACAGCCUCAGCCUUUGUAGCACAGGCAGAGGAUGCCCUAACACAGGAACCUGUACUGGAAUUUUGUACGUGCACGUCUUCUCAAGGAAAGCCCUUCAAACUUGAUCGACUGGUUUCGGACAAUUCCACUCUUCCUAACACCUAGCUGGCCGAAUCAGUGCGAAACUAUACCAAAGUUUUCGGGGCAACAGUGAGUAUGUAUGACAUGUCGAUCCACCGUGUCGCGCUGAGUACUCUUGUGAGCACCUUCGUUCUCCGUGCUUCCCAUGAUCUUACCCACCCUGAUCUUCGGCAGAUAACAUUAGGUUUUCUCAAAAUGUAUCCGAACUGAUCUAGAACAACGGAAUGUUGGAAUGGCAUCAGCCUCAUGUUCCUUCGCAGGAUUGGUUUGAAUGAAUAAGGCAGGUAGCCAAGGAACGCAAACAAAAGAAGCGCAAAAAUUGUACUCCGUUCCUC
This is a messenger RNA of Somion occarium, 1782 nucleotides long. NCBI's taxonomy places the organism in Eukaryota, Fungi, Basidiomycota, Agaricomycetes, Polyporales, Cerrenaceae. The record is from the annotation of a GenBank genome assembly.